GAUUUGAACUUCAGUAAUAAAAAAAAAGAAUUGAAAAUGAAGAACAGAAGGUUGUGACGCGUCACGUACAUGUUACGUGCUACGUCGUCGGUGACGUCUUUUAAAGUGACAGCUGCAGCUUUUUGUAGCCGAGUAUUUACGUCGCCCCGCGGUCGUCGCCACUUAACUGUGUGAACAGCUGAGUCGCAGCCGCCCGUCGUCCGUCGACAUGACCAGCGGCACGGAGGGGAGUAAACUAUGGGGGGGUCGCUUCGUGGGAGACACGGACCCCAUCAUGGAGAAGUUCAACGCAUCCCUCGCCUACGACCAGAGGAUGUGGGACGCGGACGUCCGAGGCAGCAGGGCCUACGCGAAAGCUCUGGAGAAGGCGAAGCUGGUCACCGCCGGCGAGAUGGAGCAGAUCCUGCAGGGGAUGGAUCAGAUUUCAGAUGAGUGGACUAAAGGUGUUUUUGUUAUCAAACCCGGGGAUGAAGACAUUCAUACCGCGAAUGAGCGCCGGCUAAAGGAGCUGAUUGGUGCACCCGCAGGGAAGCUGCACACUGGCAGGAGCAGGAACGACCAGGUGGUGACUGACAUGAGGCUGUGGCUACGAGAUGCCAUCUCAACCCUCACAGAGAAUGCCCUGCAGAUGAUAUCGACCAUGGUGGAGCGGGCGGCUGCGGAAAUUGAUGUCCUGUUUCCUGGUUACACCCACAUGCAAAGAGCUCAGCCAAUAAGAUGGAGCCACUGGAUUCUGAGUCAUGCCGUGGCUCUGAGCAGAGAUGUGGACCGGCUUCGGGAGAUCAGGAGGAGGGUUAACGUUUUACCUCUUGGCAGUGGUGCCAUCGCCGGAACGCCGUUCAACGUCGACAGGGAGCUACUGCAGAAAGAGUUGGCGUUCGAGGGCAUCAGUCUAAACAGUAUGGACGCCACGGGCCAAAGAGACUUUGUUGUGGAGUUCUUGUUCUGGGCGUCGUUGUGUUUGACCCACCUCAGUAAGAUGGCCGAGGACCUGAUGCUCUACAGCACGAAAGAGUUCUCCUUCGUCACGCUGUCCGACGCCUACAGCACAGGCAGCAGUCUGAUGCCCCAGAAGAAGAACGCUGACAGUCUGGAGCUGAUCAGGAGCAAAGCAGGUCGUGCCUUUGGCCGAUGUGCAGGGUUCAUGAUGACGCUGAAGGGCCUGCCCAGCACCUACAACAAAGACCUGCAGGAGGAUAAAGAGGCCAUGUUUGACUGCUAUGACACCGUUCAUGCUGUGCUGCAGGUGACAACUGGAGUCAUGUCAACUCUCCAGAUCAACCAGAGUGUGAUGGAGGCGGCCCUAAGUCCUGACAUGUUGGCUACUGAUCUGGCCUACUACCUUGUGAGGAAGGGGAUGCCUUUCAGAGAGGCCCAUGGUGUCUCUGGUAAGGCUGUGUUCAUGGCUGAGUCCAAACAUGUCACACUGAAUCAACUCACCGUGGAAGAGCUCAGUGUUCUCAGUCCUCUGUUUGGAAGCGACGUGUCCUCUGUGUGGGACUACAGGAGCAGUGUGGAGCAGUACAGCGCCCCCGGAGGCACGGCCAAGAGCAGCGUCGCUGCACAGGUGGAACACCUGAGGAACUGGCUCAACAGACAGAAACAGGCACAGUGACUUUGGCUAGAUUUUAACCGUACAUUGUUUUGAAUCAGGUUUACUGCCCAAAUUUAGAUAAGUAUGAAAUAUCAUACUGAGGUCAAAAAUAUUGGAAACCAUGUUGCCUUCUCAAACGUUCACCUCUCUUCUUUGUACUGACAUGGAAACAUAUUAGCCUGUGUUUUUAAUUGAUACAUUAUUUGUUACAAAAAAAACCUGACUCGUGUAACAAAAAUAAAUAAAUGAUAUUCAAGUUUUA
Molecule: messenger RNA, 1856 nt
Organism: Scophthalmus maximus (turbot)
Lineage: Eukaryota; Metazoa; Chordata; Actinopteri; Pleuronectiformes; Scophthalmidae
Gene: asl
Product: argininosuccinate lyase
Exons: 16
Coding region: 209-1615 (468 amino acids)
Cellular component (GO): cytosol
Molecular function (GO): argininosuccinate lyase activity
Source: RefSeq, a predicted model, not a curated record